GCAGCGGCGGCGGCGGCGGCUGGGACGAAGCGACGGCGGCGGCGACGACGGAGGCGCGGGGCGCUGGGGCUGAUGGCAGCGGCCGGGCCCGGGGCGGCGCUGUCCCCGCGGCGGUGCGACAGCGACCCGGCCUCCCCCGGAGCGCAGUCCCCAAAGGAUGAUAAUGAAGAUAACUCAAAUGAUGGGACCCAUCCAUCUAAAAGGAGGCGAAUGGGCUCAGGAGACAGCUCAAGAAGUUGUGAGACUUCAAGUCAAGAUCUUAGCUUCAGUUACUACCCAGCAGAAAACUUAAUCGAAUACAAAUGGCCACCUGAUGAAACAGGAGAAUACUAUAUGCUUCAGGAGCAAGUCAGUGAAUAUCUGGGUGUGACCUCCUUCAAGCGGAAAUAUCCAGAGCGACGAGAUUUAUCUCACAAGGAGAAACUGUACCUGAGAGAAUUAAACGUCAUCACGGAAACACAGUGCACACUGGGUUUAACAGCAUUGCGCAGUGAUGAAGUGAUUGACUUAAUGAUAAAAGAAUAUCCAGCUAAACACGCUGAGUACUCGGUUAUCCUACAAGAAAAGGAGCGUCAGAGAAUUACAGAUCACUAUAAAGAGUAUUCUCAAAUGCAACAACAGAGUACUCAGAAAGUCGAAGCCAGCAAAGUACCUGAGUACAUUAAGAAAGCAGCCAAGAAGGCAGCUGAGUUCAACAGCAACUUAAACCGGGAGCGCAUGGAAGAAAGAAGAGCCUAUUUUGACUUACAGACACAUGUUAUCCAAGUGCCUCAAGGAAAGUACAAAGUGUUGCCGACAGACCGAACGAAGGUCAGUUCCUACCCAGUGGCUCUCAUCCCCGGACAGUUCCAGGAGUAUUAUAAGAGGUACUCACCAGAUGAGCUUCGGUACUUGCCAUUAAACACAGCCCUGUAUGAGCCGCCCCUGGACCCAGAGCUCCCGGCACUAGAUAGUGAUGGAGACUCAGAUGAUGGUGAAGAUGGCGGAGGGGAUGAGAAGCGGAAAAAUAAAGGCACUUCGGACAGCUCCUCAGGCAAUGUGUCUGAAGGAGACAGCCCCCCUGACAGCCAGGAGGACACCUUCCAUGGAAGACAGAAAUCAAAAGACAAAAUGGCCACUCCAAGAAAAGACGGCUCCAAACGUUCUGUACUGUCCAAAUCAGCUCCCGGGUACAAGCCAAAGGUCAUUCCAAAUGCUCUAUGUGGAAUUUGUCUGAAGGGUAAGGAGUCCAACAAGAAAGGAAAGGCUGAAUCACUUAUACACUGCUCCCAGUGUGAUAACAGUGGCCACCCUUCUUGCUUGGAUAUGACCAUGGAGCUUGUUUCUAUGAUUAAGACCUACCCAUGGCAGUGUAUGGAAUGUAAGACAUGCAUUAUAUGUGGACAGCCCCACCAUGAAGAAGAAAUGAUGUUCUGUGAUGUGUGUGACAGAGGUUAUCAUACUUUUUGUGUGGGCCUUGGUGCUAUUCCUUCAGGUCGCUGGAUUUGUGACUGUUGUCAGCGAGCUCCCCCAACACCCAGGAAAGUGGGCAGAAGGGGGAAAAACAGCAAAGAGGGGUAAAAUAGGCUUUGACCCUCAUGUUUGGGAUAUUUGGUGCCAAUUUAUUUACAACACUUUCAUUUUUAUGCCAAUAAAAACUUUUUUGAAAUUAA
Mus caroli (Ryukyu mouse) is the source of this 1652-nucleotide messenger RNA. It is a transcript of the gene Phf10, whose product is annotated as PHD finger protein 10. The record is from RefSeq and is a predicted model, not a curated record. Gene Ontology annotation, cellular component: npBAF complex. NCBI's taxonomy places the organism in Eukaryota, Metazoa, Chordata, Mammalia, Rodentia, Muridae.